Cyphellophora attinorum is the source of this 408-nucleotide messenger RNA. RefSeq lists its product as uncharacterized. The transcript has a single exon. The coding region runs from base 1 to 408 and encodes 135 amino acids. NCBI's taxonomy places the organism in Eukaryota, Fungi, Ascomycota, Eurotiomycetes, Chaetothyriales, Cyphellophoraceae. The record is from RefSeq and is a predicted model, not a curated record.
AUGGCGAACUGCAACGUCCACGCGCAGAACGGGAACUACGCCGCCUCGAUUGCGCCUUCAGAGCGCAGCAACGUCGGCUUAUCCGCUCGCUACCGCCCCGUCUCAACAGCAGCAGAAAUGGAACAGCCCAACAGCGCAAACCGACGAGCAUCGACAUUCACGUCUACCUCGACCAGGCCCUGGUCGCUGCUCGACCUUUCGCUGAGGCCAACGCCGCCGAUGCCACAGGGGCGGAAAUCUGUGAGUCCUUUGGGCCGGAGGUCCGCGCUGAACGGUAACACGGACGAGGACGAUGACGAGGAAGGCUGGGCGGAGCUGAAGGCGAAGAAGGAGAAGAAACAGAAGGGCUGGAAGCUGCGCAAGGGGCAGAACGAUGCGUUGAGGGAGUUGUAUAAUGGUGUUCCUUGA